AUGUCCGACCGAAACCCCAAGUACCGUCAGGAGAUUCAGCAGAUGAUGUUUGUCUCUGGAGAGACUGCUGAACCAUCCAGUGAGACCACAACUUUGAUUGAAGAAAUCACUCGCCAGCAAGUCCUUGAAAUUCUCUCUCGCAGCACCGCUGCUGCAACUCGCCGCGGAGUGCGCUCCAUUUCAACUGAUGACUUGAUCUUCUUGAUCCGCCAUGACAAGGCCAAGGUCUCUCGCCUCCGAACUUUUCUUUCGUGGAAGGACGUCCGCAAGAACGUCAAGGACUCCGACGACAAAGGUGGCGGUGACGCCGCCGAUUUUGCCGCCGCCGACGAUGCAGCUGGUGUUGUUGCAGGCCCCCAAGAUGUAGCCUCAAAACCCAAGAACAAAAAGGCCAAGGUCGGACUCGCCUGGGACGUCAACAGCUUCUACUCGAUCCAGAUUCCAGAGCGCGAGGACGAAGAGGACGAAGAAGAGGAGGAGCAAAACUACGCUACCCUCCAGCGCCUGGCCGCCGCCGACGAGCGCACCCGCCACAUGACCAAGGAAGAGUACGUGUUCUGGUCCGAGUGCCGCCAGGCAUCCUUCACCUACCGCAAGAGCAAGCGGUUCCGCGAGUGGGCCGGAUUCGGAGUCGUGACAGAGUCCAAGCCCAACGACGAUAUUGUUGACAUCCUCGGCUUCCUCACUUUCGAGAUCGUCCAAACCUUGACUGAGCAGGCUCUGCGCGUGAAGGAGCGCGAGGACAACGAGAAAAACCGCCGCGGCGGCGCUGAUGCGGGCGAAGACGUCAAGAAGCGCAAGCGCGAGACCGGCCUAUUCGACCCCCCCGAGGAGGGCCGCACCCCCAUUGAACCCCGCCAUGUGCGCGAGGCCUACCGCAAACUGCAGGCUACUCCUCGGGCCCGUACUGCUAUGCUCAUGCACAAUGGCAGACUGCCUGUCAGCUUCCCUUUGGUCCUUAUCUGA
Messenger RNA from Penicillium nucicola, 966 nucleotides. Its product is annotated as transcriptional regulator SPT3. The record is from RefSeq and is a predicted model, not a curated record. Gene Ontology annotation, molecular function: transcription coregulator activity; protein heterodimerization activity. The transcript has 3 exons. Gene Ontology annotation, biological process: transcription by RNA polymerase II. Lineage: Eukaryota; Fungi; Ascomycota; Eurotiomycetes; Eurotiales; Aspergillaceae. Bases 1 to 966 code for a protein of 321 amino acids. Gene Ontology annotation, cellular component: SAGA complex.